Amborella trichopoda is the source of this 2226-nucleotide messenger RNA. RefSeq lists its product as uncharacterized. Gene Ontology annotation, molecular function: protein binding; mRNA binding. The record is from RefSeq and is a predicted model, not a curated record. NCBI's taxonomy places the organism in Eukaryota, Viridiplantae, Streptophyta, Magnoliopsida, Amborellales, Amborellaceae.
UGUCUGCAUCCUUUCUCUCUCUUCUCCAUGAUUCAUCCCAAUUAUACAUUCUCAAUUCAAUAGUGUGUGUUUAUACUACUCUGUCUUCUUCGUUUGCGGACUUGUUUUACUAGGGUUUUUUUCUUUCUCUCUCUUGUCAUAGCACAUAAUGAAAUUCCAUCUUUAAAUAAUAAUUGCAAAUUGUAGCGGUUUAUCAUUUUUCUUUCUGCUACAACUGUCCUUUGAUUAAUCGCAAAAAAUCUUGGAUUAAUCCAUUAGCUUUCUCGUAAUUAGGGUUUAGUAACUAUGGCUUUGGAAACCCUAAACAACUACCUCUUAGGAAGAGGAGGCUUGCCCUUCCUAAAAUGUAAGACUUUCUCAUUGUUCCAUUUGAUUUGUUUCCAAAUCACUAGAAAAUCCCUGGAGUCUAACAAUAGUUCAGGUCCUAGAUUUGAUCGAAUUAUCUCUAAAGCUCCACCAAAUUUACCUCCAUAUGUAACUGGAAUCUCUGCAUCCAAAAUCAUAAAAAACAUCCCAAAUCCUAGAGAAACCAAAGAACUCCACUGCCAAUCUCUAAUAAUCUCCUCUAAUAUAUGUGAUAGUCCAAAACUUCUCAAUAAAAUCCUGCCCAAUACAAACAUCUUGCAGAGGGCGCCUCUGAAUUUAACCCUGUUUCACCAACAGCAUGCUCGGGAUAUCCAAAACCAUAGAAAAACCUUGCCUUUUUACAACCUAUCUUCCAAAAUCUGUGGUAACAUCUUUCCAAGUGUUAAUUUUGUGUCUGAAUUCCUCCCUGUAUCAAUCCUUAAGUCCCCAUCAAUAUCAUCUCCAAUUUUAGCACGAACCCCCUACUCACUAUCCCUAGUUUAUGCCCACAAGUCCUGUUCAAUUUCAUUUCCAAAUUUAGCAGGUUUCCACUACCCACCAUCCCCAUUUGGCACUAGAAUCACCUUAGGGAAAAUUCAGAGACCUAGGAGAUAUUUUGAUUUGCAUUAUUCACCUCCAAAAACCUCAACUGAAUCAUACCUAAUGCCCAUAGCCUCCUCUAAAGCCCAACCCAAAUCCAAGUUCCAGCUAAAUUCACCUCUGAAUUUAACCCAAUUCCACUCUAGAUUUAUCUCAUCGGGCCCCCAAAGUUCUAGAAGAACUCCAGAACCCAACAACCCACCCCCGAAAACCUCCUCUAAAUUCCGCCCCAAAUACAGAAGAAAAAUGCCAAACCGACCUCUAGAUUUAGCCUAUGUUCAGCAAGCCUUAUCCCAACUUCCCCCAAGGUUCACCCCGGAAGACCUUCUCCAUAUUCUCUCCUCACAAAAAGACCCACUUGCUUGUCUCCAUAUCUUUGAUUGGGCUUCUCGACAACCAAGGUUCAAGCAUGAUGAAACAACAUAUAGCAUCACCAUCAAAAAGCUUGGGUCUUCAAAGCUUUAUGAUAAAAUGGAUACCCUUGUGGACCAAGUCCUAGCAAACCCAUCUCUUGCUUCUGAGCCCUUUUUCAACACCAUCAUCUAUCUCUACACCGAGGGUAGAAAGCUCAUGAAGGCCAUAAGAGUUUAUAAACACAUGAGGAAUAGCAAGAAUUGUAAGCCCUCCUUGAGAACCUACAAUCUCCUAUUCACUUCUUUAUUGAGUAGAGGGUGUAACACUUACAUAAGUCAUAUGUACAUGGAAACCAUAAGAUGUUUGUUUAAGCAAAUGGUCAAUGAUGGGAUUCAACCUGAUGUUUUGAGCUUGAAUUCUAUGAUUAAAGGGUAUUCUUUGUCCCUUCACAUGAAUGACGCAUUGAGGAUCUUUCAUCAGAUGCCUGAGGUGUAUAAUCGCAAGCCUAAUGCACAUUCUUUUGACUACCUAAUUCACGGAUUGUGUGCACAAGGCCGGUCAAAUAAUGCUUUUCAGCUUUAUAGGGAAAUGUUGGACUUGGAUUUUGUUCCUUCUAGCAAGGCCUAUAAUUCCCUUGUGAAUUGUUUGGCCUUGGCUGGGGAGACUAAAGAGUCGGUGAAUCUGUUGCUGGAGAUGAAUUUGAAAAGAAUAUUACCUGAUUUUGUCACUUAUCAAACUGUUAUAGAUGAAAUAUGUAGGCAAGAUAAGGUCUCAGAGGCUAAGGGGUUGUUGAAGGAGUUGCAAGACAAGGAUUUCGUCGAUGGUGUCACAUAUAGGAGGCUUCAUUAUCACCUGCAAGAUAGGCACAUGAGGCUUCCAUGCCUCUCACAACAAUUCUAGCACAACUAUUGAAAAAGAGGGGUCCAG